This is a messenger RNA of Phyllostomus hastatus (greater spear-nosed bat), 4115 nucleotides long. RefSeq names its product Kruppel like factor 7 (gene KLF7). Bases 439 to 1347 code for a protein of 302 amino acids. NCBI's taxonomy places the organism in Eukaryota, Metazoa, Chordata, Mammalia, Chiroptera, Phyllostomidae. Gene Ontology annotation, molecular function: DNA-binding transcription factor activity, RNA polymerase II-specific; RNA polymerase II cis-regulatory region sequence-specific DNA binding. Gene Ontology annotation, biological process: regulation of transcription by RNA polymerase II. The transcript has 4 exons. The record is from RefSeq and is a predicted model, not a curated record.
GCGAUCGCGAGAAAAAAAAAUGCAACCUCCCAAAAUAAAGAGCAAAGAUUGCAUUAGGAGCGAACAGCGCUGCAGAAAUAGAUGGCAGCUUCGUGUCAGUGAGUUUGCAUCCCCCUUCCUGAUCCACGAGCUGGAGUGAUUAGAGCCCUGGAAGGCAAUUGUUACUCCCGUGGAGAAGUCCCCUUUUCCUGGCAGCCGUCUGCACUGUACACGCUGGAUGCCUCUCUCCAUCCACCCCACUCUUUUCUCUCUCACCUUCUCUCGCCCUCUCUCCUGCAUUGAUUUUUUUUUCCUUUUUAGUUGACUGAAACAAAACAAAACAAAAGGGCCACUGGAUGUCUGCCUUCUUGGGGGGUGAGCCAGACAGACUGACAAACAAACAGACCCAACUGAGUUCGGGGGAGGGUUUCUCCUCCCGUUUUGCCCGGCAGCAGCAGCAUGGACGUGUUGGCUAGUUAUAGUAUAUUCCAGGAGCUACAACUUGUCCACGACACCGGCUACUUCUCAGCUUUGCCAUCCCUGGAGGAGACCUGGCAGCAGACAUGCCUUGAAUUGGAACGCUACCUACAGACGGAGCCCAGGAGGAUCUCGGAGACCUUUGGCGAGGACUUGGACUGUUUCCUCCACGCUUCUCCUCCCCCGUGCAUUGAGGAGAGCUUCCGGCGCUUAGACCCCCUGCUGCUCCCUGUGGAAGCGGCCAUCUGCGAGAAGAGCUCGGCAGUGGACAUUUUGCUCUCUCGGGACAAGUUGCUAUCUGAGACCUGCCUCAGUCUCCAGCCAACCAGCUCUUCUCUAGACAGCUACACAGCCGUCAACCAGGCCCAGCUCAACGCAGUGACCUCAUUAACGCCCCCGUCAUCCCCUGAGCUCAGCCGCCAUCUGGUCAAAACCUCACAGACUCUCUCAGCCGUGGAUGGCACAGUGACGUUGAAACUGGUGGCCAAGAAGGCCGCACUCAGCUCAGUAAAGGUGGGAGGGGUGGCAACGGCAGCUGCAGCCGUGGCGGCAACCGGGACAGUUAAGAGCGGACAGAGCGACAGUGAACAAGGAGGGGUGGGGGCUGAGGCAUGCCCCGAAAACAAGAAGAGGGUUCACCGCUGUCAGUUUAACGGGUGCCGGAAAGUUUAUACAAAAAGCUCCCACUUAAAGGCCCACCAGAGGACUCACACAGGUGAGAAGCCUUAUAAGUGCUCGUGGGAAGGGUGUGAGUGGCGUUUUGCACGAAGCGAUGAGCUCACGAGGCACUACAGGAAACACACAGGUGCAAAGCCCUUUAAAUGCAACCACUGCGACAGGUGUUUUUCCAGGUCUGACCAUCUUGCCCUCCAUAUGAAGAGACAUAUCUAAAAAACCCUAAAGGCCAUAGUGGCCAUGACGCCGGCCGUUGUCUGAAGGAAACCCCAUGAGGCAGAGGGCUGGACUUCAGGCGGGGACCCAUUGCCUCGCAGAAGAAAGUUCUCCCUUCCAAACCUCUGUGUACACACACACAGACACACACACCCACAUGCGCUCUCACGCACAGACCCCCCACCACACACACUGUCGUGCACUCCGCUGUAUUUAAAAUAUAUACGUCUGUUCUUUAUGCCUUGCCCUAGCCAGAUGGUAGAAGACGAAGAAGAAGGAAGCCCGGUGAACUCAGCAAGGCAGACUGGCUGCUCACUUCAGCACUAUUGGAAUUAUUUCCCGCCAUUGCCAAUGGAAAUCAAAGAAAACGGAUGUGACGUUUCUGCAGGCGGACAGCCGUAAGAGGGGCUUAUUUAACUCGCUUCUCAGUGCAACUUGAUAGGAGAACACAGCGUCUUAAAGUUGCAUAUGUGUAGCACUAAUGUUCCUUUUUAAAUAGUUGGGGGAAAAUGACCUAGAAAACCAAAUUGCAGUUUGGUAGCCAAAAUUAACUCUUGGUUUAUUUGUCCUUUGUGUGUGAAAAAUCCUACUAUUCCGUGCGUCCAACUUCCUCAAAGAACUGUUGAUUGGUUUUGGUUCUUCUUAGUACCAUUGAGAUCUUUCGAGUCAAUACCAACGGCCUUAGCGGCGACAGACUCUGGAAUAACACCUUACACCUUUCUGGCCUGCAUUUCUCUAGACUUCACUCUUAAGGGAGGAAUUUUCUUUUUUUUUUACUUUUUGACUCUUGCACACCAUAUGCACUAGGGAUUCUGGAAACUUCUAGCAUGACUGCAAAGUGGCCAAGAGAAUAAAGUCCUUGAUGAUAAAUCACAGUCUCUCCCUUGAGCCUCACCUUAUUGCCAGUGCUAGAUUUUUUCUUUUUAAUCUCUCUGUUUUUGCUAAUGAAAACUUGAAAAGCUUAUUUGGAAGCUUAAACGUUUUAUCUUUUCUCCAUGGACUAAACCUCUCCAGGACUCCCUCAGCACGUGGAUGUCCAGCUCUCAAAGCAGCCAAUCAGAUGGGACAUCACAGUUCUGUCAUCCCCUGGAGGCAUCAUGACCUCAGCUCCUAGCGAUCAACCCUGUGCUGUGUGUCAUGGCCGCCCUGUACCCAGUUCCAGCCUACAUGUCGCUAGUCUCAAAGGGCAGCUGCAUAUUGAACCUAACUCUGGGUUAUGACCUGACAAAAAGCCAAAAAUAUCACUCUUUCCAGGAGUUGGGAAAAUGGAAGAUGCCUCCCAAGUCUAGUGGCUUCAAAAAAACAUCACCCUAUCUUCCUCUCAUCCCCACUGAGCUCAUGUUCCUCCACUCGCUAAAACACACGAUGCAACGAUGCCAUUGCGGGAAUGAAGGGUGGACGUUUCAGGAAAGGGUUGAGAUGUUUCUCUCACGGUCUGGCUAAAAGGAGAGGCAUAUUUCUAAUUUUUUUCUGGCUAGGCCCUCAUGACUUGUGACUUAGAGCACCCAGGAUCAACAGAGGCCUCACGUUUACUCUGCAAACUGUCUCCAAGGGGGUUACAUUCCUUGCUUUUCAUCCCACACACACACCCGAUGUCGGUCUCUAUCUACUCGCAUUCUUAGCUAGCUGGCAUUGGCCUCAACUCCAAAGACUGCCUUUAGGACCAUUAAAUGGCCUAUGCAAGCAAGCGGGGUGGUUAUUAGGACAGAUUGUAUAUUUUGUAUAUUCUGGGACCAUCCCUUCAAGACACGUCUCAAAAACAAAAAUGGCAUUUGGUCCGCACACGGUUGCUGCUCCUUCAUACCAGCUGGCUCCCCUCCUACCCUCCUUUGACUGUUUGACUCAUUGACUGUUAAAACGCUACCCCAUACCAAUCUGGGAUGCAAAACUGAAGUCUUUAGAAGGAAGUGAUAAUGUAAGAAACACAAAUACAUUUAUGACAGCAACCUUCAAGAUCCUUGGCAUUUGGUUCCUCAGCUUUCUGCAACCUUUGAUUUCACUGAAACGUUGAAACUACUCCUCUGAGGGUAAAGGAACUUCCUUGUCACAAAUGUCGUAGCUGCCAAUUGGACCCUGGGGGCAUUCUGAGGUCUGGCCCUUAAACUUUGCUUUCUCUUUUUCCUUUUUUCAAUGUAGACCAAAAACAAAAAAAAAUUACAAAAAAAGACCCACAACAAAACAACAAUAAAAAACCACCCUAAAACACACACACAAACACACGCACACACAAAAUCUGCCCAUUUGCCAGAGGCAAUUAUGUAUAUGUUAGUUGGAGGGUAUUUUAAAAAAUCAGUUUUAUUCCAAAGAUUUAAAAGUAGACAUGACUUAGAAACAAUUUCUGGAGCACUGCUUGCUGACAAUCUCGUAGUUUUCGACUGCAUUUGAGUGCAUUUUGUGGCCAGUCCAUCAGGGCGUACCACGGGAUUAUAUUUGAAUGUGUGGUGCAUCCUUUCGGGAUGAAGGAUGUGUGAGGAACCUUGAACCUCAACUGUAUUAAACUGUAGCGCCUCCAGUCAGUGCACUAGAUGAAACGUUAGACACCCCCGAUUUUCUUGGUUCGCUGGUUUCCCUUCUUGCAGCAGCCUCCGGCAGGAAUGCACGCACACUCCAGAGACGGCAUUGGCCGUGGCCACCAUGAUUUACAGAUGUUCUCUCCCCAGCUGGAGCUGCUCUUGCCUCUUGAAAUGCUAUUAUUAAGGGUUUAUAAUACUUAAUUUAAUUUUUGAACUGACCAAUGCAAGGCUCUAUUAAAAAGAAAGUUAAAAACA